Messenger RNA from Centruroides sculpturatus (bark scorpion), 996 nucleotides. RefSeq names its product adhesion G protein-coupled receptor E1-like. Lineage: Eukaryota; Metazoa; Arthropoda; Arachnida; Scorpiones; Buthidae. Bases 63 to 821 code for a protein of 252 amino acids. Gene Ontology annotation, molecular function: calcium ion binding. The record is from RefSeq and is a predicted model, not a curated record. The transcript has 6 exons.
UUCAAAUAAUUCGAACACAUACGCUUUAUAAUUAUUCCAUAAAUGCAAGUACAGUAAUAGAAAUGUUUCAAGUAAUUUUAGUUUUUGCUUCGGUAAAAAUUAUAUUUGGUCUAUCUAAAGUUGGAUUUAUGCCUCUGAAGGCUAAGUAUUCAACACCUGACGAAGCAUUUGCUUAUUAUUAUGAUCAAAAUCAACCAAACUUUAAUUGUUUUGGCUCUCAGUGUAUUGUUGGUGUCUGCUGGAAAACUUGUACUUGUGGCUGUCUCUGCUUCCCUGGCUUCGGUGGCUCUGAAUGUGAUCAAUAUAUUGGAGCUUGUACAGAAAAGGCUCAGAAAUUUUGCAAGCCAUUUUUAUGCUUGGACGAUCCUAGAAAAACAUUAAAUUUUUCAUGUGCUUGUCCGGAAGGAUGGAUGUACUCGACAGAUCCCGAUGAUUCUGAUUGUUAUGAUAUAGAUGAAUGUGUAUCUGAGACCAAUCCAGUCUGUGGUACUCAACAAUGCAUUAAUACUCAAGGAAGUUAUAUUUGUGCAGAUGUACCCGCUGGGCCACCUGAAUAUAAUCCCGACAUACCUUCAACUGUACCUUCUGGUUCAUAUACGCCCGUCGAUCCUGAUUUUAAAAUAGCGGACAUGACUUACAUAGAAAAACAACUCAUUCCCUAUAAGAAAUAUUUUUCAGCAAAAGAGAUGAAACAAAUUCGGAGAGAUCAUUUUGAAAUAGCUGCUGUUUAUUUUUAUAAAUAUCCACUUGCCUAUCAACUUUAUAUGAAACGUCCAAUCGAUAACAAAAGAGCUCAAACUUACGUUACAAUCGAGCAUUAACUUUAUAUAUUUAUCAAAAAUUUUAAAUGUAAUAAAUUCAUUAAUUUAUGCUUUACGUAUAUGUAUGUACACGAAAAGUUACAACAAAUAUAAUAUAUAUGCAAGUAAAUUAUCAAGUAAAUAUACAAAUAUAUUGGUUUAAUAUAUCAUGAGUAAUUCGAUUUGGAAUAAAAUA